Messenger RNA from Nasonia vitripennis (jewel wasp), 1446 nucleotides. RefSeq lists its product as uncharacterized. Lineage: Eukaryota; Metazoa; Arthropoda; Insecta; Hymenoptera; Pteromalidae. Bases 392 to 742 code for a protein of 116 amino acids. The record is from RefSeq and is a predicted model, not a curated record. The transcript is spliced from 2 exons.
ACACUCACUCGCGGCGCAGUCGAGCGGAGCGGGGGAAGCAGAGGUGGCGGGGGCGCUCGCCGCUAUAAAACGCCCGGCUCUACCCAGACCAGACGUACUUCUCCGCUGAGCCUCCGACUCGACGCAUCUCACUCGUGCUCCGCUCGCUCUGCCUCGACUCUGUGACUACACUCCUGCACUGCAGUCGCCAAGUGAAUUCCAACGCUGCUGCUACCUGUGUGUGUCUCUCUCUCUCUCUCUCUCUGUGCCGUGUGCUCCGCUGUUCUCGCUCGCCCGCUCGCUGCGUCGAUUCGACUCUCCGCGACUGGAAAAUCGAUCAACCUGCACCAGCGACUCAGCUGUUCUACGCUCGUUCCGUGCGAACCGCCGAUAAAACUCAACAAGCCUCAACAUGAUGCUCAAGAAGGCACUGACCAAGUCCGGCAGGAGGAUCCUCAAGGCGAUCAAAAGCAUCUCCUCCUCCGCCAGACUAGCCAAGAAGCUGCAAGAGCAGCAGAGCCAGCAGGCACAGCCCCAGCAAGUGCCGGCCAGCUGGAGCCAGCAGACGAGGCUCUACGACCUCGACCUGGACAGACUGUCGGUCACCUCGUGCUCGCUGCCGUCUCUCCUCGACGCCAAGAGCCUCGACACCUUCGUCACCUACGUCGCCCCCGAGGGCUUCGAGUACUGCUGCUGCUGCCACUGCGACGAGCGCGACGAGAACCAGCGCAACGAGAACCUCGAGAACGAGAUGAUGCGCUGAAAAACGUAUCGUCGUUUGAAAAGAAAAAGAGCUCGAGAAAAAGUGCUUCAUCCCAGUGAUAUGUACUGUAUACGCAUCUCUCACUCGAGUGCGGAUUUGUGAUACGAUUUGUGAUGACGAUCUCUCGACCAAACGGUCGAUACACCACGACAGCAAGAUUGUGAUAGAUACAUCCUCAAGCCGGGAGCAACACAACACACCAGCAGGGCGCGCCAACUCUUGAGGAUUCUCCUAUUGUCAAUGUCUUCCUUUAGUUUGUAGUUAGGCUCUGAAUUUAAUUUAACCUUAUUUAUAAGCCUUGAACGUUGUAAUUAAUGUACACGCCAGUAGCCCAGGGACUAGAUUCGAAUCGAACACUCCCCGUUCGCUCGCUCUUACUUUCGAUUUAGUCUGGCUUUCUCGAACCACCUCCUGUAGUACGAAAUUCGAAUCCACGGGAGCAUCUCGUUCGAAGCGUAAAAUGUGAUCUAGGUAGUUCUUGCGUUUCUCUCACCCAAGCUACACCAUGUACAACGCGAUUAAUCUUAGUUGGCUCGAUUGUACUGCGACCUAUCUUCUCUAUAGAUAGUUAUAUGCAAAGUAUUUAAGAAAAACGAGCGGGGCGGGCGCAACACUCUCGCCUCCGCUCCGACGACUGUGAUAUUAUAUGCUAAGCACGCAAAUUUGGAGAAAUAAAAUAAAGAUUGAAUUUAUUUAAAACAUAA